Molecule: messenger RNA, 3369 nt
Organism: Hyla sarda
Lineage: Eukaryota; Metazoa; Chordata; Amphibia; Anura; Hylidae
Gene: PRKAA2
Product: protein kinase AMP-activated catalytic subunit alpha 2
Exons: 9
Coding region: 201-1841 (546 amino acids)
Biological process (GO): protein phosphorylation; intracellular signal transduction
Cellular component (GO): cytoplasm
Molecular function (GO): ATP binding; AMP-activated protein kinase activity
Source: RefSeq, a predicted model, not a curated record
CCAGGAACCCAGGGUUCUUGUUUAGUAUCAGUAAACCCCACCACUGCCCCUUUAACUCCUGCGCUGCCGCCCCCCUCUUCCAUCAGCUGUUCCUCCUGUCAGGCCUGACCCCUGACUAAUGCCAGUCGGGAGCUGUCAGGCAGAGCCAGCCGGGCAUUCCCUCUCCCAGCUGCAUUGUGGGUACAAGCAGAGAUGCAAAGAUGGCUGAGAAGCAGAAGCACGAUGGCCGGGUUAAGAUAGGACACUACAUCCUGGGGGACACCCUGGGGGUCGGCACCUUCGGCAAAGUGAAGAUGGGGGAGCACCAGCUGACGGGACACAAAGUCGCGGUGAAGAUCUUAAACCGCCAAAAGAUUCGGAGUCUGGACGUAGUCGGCAAAAUAAAGAGGGAAAUUCAGAAUCUGAAGCUUUUUCGUCAUCCGCAUAUUAUUAAACUGUACCAGGUGAUCAGCACGCCCACAGACUUCUUCAUGGUGAUGGAAUACGUACCUGGCGGAGAAUUAUUCGACUAUAUAUGCAAACACGGGCGGGUAGAGGAGCCGGAGGCGCGGCGCCUGUUCCAGCAGAUCCUGUCGGCUGUAGAUUAUUGUCACAGACAUAUGGUUGUUCACCGGGAUCUGAAACCAGAGAACGUGUUACUGGACGCUCACAUGAAUGCCAAGAUUGCUGACUUUGGUCUGUCUAACAUGAUGUCUGACGGCGAGUUCCUACGUACGAGUUGCGGCUCCCCGAACUACGCCGCCCCUGAAGUCAUAUCAGGAAGACUGUACGCCGGACCUGAAGUGGACAUAUGGAGCUGCGGGGUGAUCCUGUACGCCCUUCUGUGUGGGACGCUGCCCUUCGAUGACGAACACGUCCCGACCCUCUUCAAGAAGAUCCGCGGAGGAGUUUUCUACAUCCCCGAGUACCUGAACCGCUCGGUGGCCACAUUGUUAAUGCACAUGCUGCAGGUCGACCCCCUCAAACGUGCCACAAUCAAAGACAUCAGAGAACAUGACUGGUUCAAGCAGGAACUACCUAGCUACCUGUUCCCAGAGGACCCAUCGUACGAUGCCAAUGUGAUCGAUGACGAGGCGGUGAAGGAAGUCUGUGAGAAGUUUGAGUGCACGGAGUCGGAGUUCAUGAACAGCCUGUACAGCGGGGACCCUCAGGACCAGCUGUCGGUGGCAUACCAUCUGAUCAUAGACAACCGGAGGAUCAUGAACCAGGCCAGUGAAUUCUACCUCGCCUCCAGUCCACCCACUGGAUCAUUCAUGGAUGAGAUGCACAUGCACCCGGGGGUCAAGCCUCACCCCGAGCGGAUGCCACCAUUGAUUGCCGAUAGCCCUAAAGCCCGGAAUCCAUUGGAUGCUCUGAACACCACCAAACCCAAGCCCCUAGCCGUGAAGAAAGCCAAAUGGCACUUAGGGAUCCGCAGUCAAAGCAAACCUCACGAUAUCAUGGCGGAGGUCUACCGGGCAAUGAAGCAGCUGGAUUUUGAAUGGAAGGUGGUGAACCCUUAUCAUCUCCGAGUGCGGCACAAGAAUCCUGUAACCGGCAAUUACGUGAAGAUGAGUCUGCAGCUCUACCAAGUGGAUAAUCGCAGUUAUCUGCUGGACUUCAAGAGCAUCGACGAUGAAGUCAUGGAACACAAGUCGGGCUCCUCUACGCCACAGCGUUCGUCUUCUGCAGCCCGCCUGCACCGACCGCGGCUGAGCAUAGAUUCUGAAUGCCCUUCCCAAAGCGGGUCCAUGUACGGGUCCUUGUCUGGCUCCUUCUCUCUGGCGAGCCCUAGGAUAGGUAGCCACACUAUGGAUUUCUUUGAAAUGUGCGCCAGCCUGAUCACCACAUUGGCCCGCUAACAAACACCAUGUGACAUACUCGGCUCUGUCCUAUGGUUGUCAUCACGGUCGUUGCCUUGUUGGAUAUUAAUUGGAUUCUGAUUGUUUGGAGUCUGAAUAUUUUUUUUUUUUUUUACUUAAAGGGAUUCUUCACCUAGAUUUACUAUUUAAAAAAAUAAUUAAAUCUGAUUAAUAAUGCCAGCAAAAAUGGGCAAUGAUACGGUGCAACCACUGCCAAGUUGGGGCAUUGGUAUCAGUUGUGGCCAAUGGUCUGGACCCACCUCUAGCACCCUUGAGAUAUUCCUACUACUCCUGGGUUCUGCUUCCCCACUGAAAAGUGCCAGGAUGGAAUAUUGGUGCUUGGCGGAAUAUUGUGGUGUAAACUGGUGUCGUAACCCCAGACAACCCCAGAAGUUUCUAAGAGCAUUUCUAUAGGUACCAUAGAAGCAGAUAAUGUUGCCGCUCUGCAGACUAUGGAGGGAAAUGUCCAGUUCUAGUUGCUCCCAUCACUUUUUUUAUUGGAUGACAGGAAGCUGUGGAAACUCCUCCCCAGAGGAACUGCUAUCUCCCCUCCCCCCCAGAGGAACUGCUAUCUCCCCUCCCCAGAGGAACUGCUAUCUCCCCUCCCCCCCCCAGAGGAACUGCUGAAUAUGGAGAUGGGAUGUUGUCUCAAGAAUGCCAGAAAGAGCAUGUAGACAACAAAGUCACCAAAUUUUGAAAGCCAAAAAUUUGCAUAUUUCGGCUCUUCCCCAUGACCACCGGGGAAUACCCACAUUUUGGGUGGGGUUUACAUAAAAAAAACACCCCCAUUACGGCUUUGAUUGUGGGAUCAUCCUGCAAAAUUGGGACUGUUGCCAAAGUACAGUGGUCUUGGUCUUUGAACACCAGUCAGACCCACCAGUAUAAUAGGCGCCCGGUAUAAAUUGUUGCUAUAGGGCCCCUUCUUGUCUAUAUACAGUACCAAAAACCACCAGGUAAUGCCCACAUUUGGGUGGGGUUUACAUAAACAACAAACCUCUUCCCUUUGUGACUUUAAUCGUGGAUUCAUCCUGCAAAUUCGGGACUGUUGUCAAGUAUAGUCUUUGUCCUUUGACACCAGCCACACACAAGGGGCCCAGUGUGAUCUAUUGAGGGACCACUUCUUGUCUUCACAAGCAUACCCCAUGGUUAAAGGGGUACUCCACCCCUAGACAUCUUAUCAAAAGGAUAGGGGAUAAGAUGUCCGAUUGCAGGGGUCCCACAGCCACGCCCCCUCCCAUAGACUUGCAUUGAGGGGGCGUGGCUGGGACAUCACGACCCCCGUCGUAUGCACCCAGCGUUCGGAACAAAAUGUUCAGAGCACUGGGGCAGCAGAGUAUCCCUUUAACAGAUGCCCCCAUUGACAUAAUAUUGACAAACAGAAUGUCCCAGCAACCAGUCAGUCUCAGGUCUCUAGUUUUCCAUACCAGCCCUGAGGUGAGAACAAAGAGGUGGGCCAAAGAUGUCGGUCAUACUCAAACAAUACUUUUUUCUUAACAUUUUUGAUGGGAAAACCCCUUUAAUUAAAAAA